GCCAGCCAACUCGGAGCUGACCGCCAAGCGCACUAGAUCGCCGGUCCAGGCGUUUGCUGAGGGAGACCCGGGAGUUUCGAACGAAAUAUCAGCAAUGGAAAAGAAGUUACUGGUGAUUGAUGUGGAUGCUGGAGUGGAUGAUGCUGUUGCCUUAAUGAUGGCUCUGGAAGCACCCAAUGUGGAAGUUCUGGGGAUCACUUGCUGUUUUGGGAAUACUUCAGUAGAAAACGUGUGUAAAAAUGUCCUUCGGGUGUUACAGAAGUGUAACAGCUUACAGAUUCCAGUUUAUCAAGGUGCUUCUUCCCCAUUCCUUAAUAAUAUGAAAAGUGAUAGUUAUUUUGGAAAAGAUGGCUUGGGCGAUAUUCCUGACCCAGAUGCUCCAGGACUGGACAAAAUCCAAGAAGAACAUGCAGUGCCUGCAAUGAUCAGAAUGAUUAGUCAACUACCUGGCCAGGUAACUCUGGUAGCCACUGCCCCUUUGACCAAUCUAGCUCUGGCUGUGAAAAUAGACCCAAGCUUUCCAAAGAAAAUUAAAAAUCUGUUCAUAAUGGGAGGAAAUAUGAAUUCUAGAGGGAAUACGGAUGUAUGUUCAGAAUUCAAUUUUGCAGCAGAUCCAGAAGCAGCUUACAUUGUCUUAAAUGAGUACAUCUGCCCUACUUACAUUGCGACUUGGGAAUUUGUAUGCAUGUAUACAUUGCCUUGGGAAUUUUAUGAGCAAUGGACUUCACAAAAUAGUAAAAAAGCUAGAUUUUUGAAAGAAAUCAAUGCUUAUACUGUGACCUAUUUGAAGAAACGUGUACAGAAGUCCACAACACUGUUCUGGACACCAGGCUAUGUGCCUUCUGAUUGCUUUGCCAUAGCAGCUGCCAUUGAUGAGGACUUUAUCACUAAAGCAAUAGAUUGUGCUGUAACUGUGGAACUGGGAGGCUUCCACGCCCGAGGAAUGAUGGUUUUGGAUAUUAAUGAUAAGCUUCCGAAGAAAAACAAAGUUUCAAUCAUGAUGGAAUGCAAUGCAGAAAAAUUCAAGGCACUUCUGAUAGACAGUUUGAAAUAAGUUCUAUCUUUAAUGAAAGAUAAUGAUGAACAUCACAAGAUCUAUUUGUUGUAAUUCUGGCUAUAUACCUCUAAAA
This is a messenger RNA of Vombatus ursinus (common wombat), 1130 nucleotides long. RefSeq names its product probable uridine nucleosidase 1. The coding region runs from base 95 to 1054 and encodes 319 amino acids. The record is from RefSeq and is a predicted model, not a curated record. The transcript is spliced from 6 exons. NCBI's taxonomy places the organism in Eukaryota, Metazoa, Chordata, Mammalia, Diprotodontia, Vombatidae. Gene Ontology annotation, molecular function: hydrolase activity, hydrolyzing N-glycosyl compounds.